ACUAUAACUAUAUUAAAAAAUUGGUAUGAACCCCGAAUGGGGGUUUCACCAACUGGGAUGCUCUAAGGGGUUAUAUCAUCACAUCAAUGGGGUCCUUAUGAGAGAUAUUUUGAGAGAUGUCUUUCUUCUCAGCCUCUUAUCAAAAUGGCGCUCAAAGUGGGUACCCCUCUGACCACAAAGGCCAAUCCUCUCACACUCUCCAUUCUCCCACGUGUGUACCCCACUCUCUCAACCAAUCCUUCUGUUUCAGACCAAUCUCAAAGAGAUUAUUAGUCUGUUUACUAGACUUACAGAAACAGUAGAGACUAGUAUUUUCAUCUUGAGAAGUGAGGAGUCUGAUUAGCCUGUUUACUAGACUUACAGGAAUAGUAGAGACUAGUCCUUUGAGCUUGAAAAGUGAAUAGUCUUGUAGAUUUUGUGUUGUGAAGAAAAAAGGUCACUGACAAGCUGCUGCUGUGUGGUACACGCUCCUGAUCAAGCGUGUGGCCAUAUGAGUCAUGAGGCACAGAUGCCUAGUUGCUAUGUAGAGCUACAGUCAAAAUCUCAUUAGGAUUUUGAACUUCAAUACUAUCUUUUCAGAAGAAAGAAGAAAAAAAAUGAAUGAUCUCAUUGUUAUCCUCACAGUAAAUGCUUUUGCUUUGAUGGUCUGUUAGAGGUUUGUUUGUUUGUUUCUGUUUCCCUCUGUUACCAAGAAACCCCAGAAGAAAGAGAGAGACAGAGAGAUAACCCUAAACCUAAACCAAAACCAAAACCAACAUCAAACUCAAAUCUUCUUAGCCAUUAUGAAUAGAAGAGAAAGCUUUUCUUGUUUUUGGUGAAAGAAUGAAAGAGAGUAAGCUGAGAAGUUUAUAAGCUUUUGCAUGUUCCUUUCUCCUCAAGUUUUUAAUAUCUUUCAUAAAGUCUCCACCUUUGAUUCUGUUUUUUUUUCUUUCUUAUCCAUUUAUCCUCUCUCAGUCUCUCACCUCAUAAUUCUAAGCCACAAAGGUUUCUUCACUCUUUCCUCUAGUAAACCACUUUUAAGAGAUCUUUCUCUCUUCAACUGUAAAUGCUAAAUGGAUCAAAGAGAUCCAAUGGGUUUAACCGGGUCAGGCUCUUACUACAUCCAAAGAGGACUACCCGGGUCGGUUCCUCCUACGUUUCACGGAUCCUCACAGCAACAACAAGGCCUUCGUCACUUACAUAACCCAAACUCUCCAUUCGGUUCAGGCUCCACCGGGUUCGGAUCUCCUCCUUUACACGGUGACCCUUCUCCAGCAGCAGCAGCAACUGGAGCUGUUCCUCAUCAUGUAGGCGUUCACAUGAUCUCUCCUCCUCCUCCUCCUCCUCCAACGAGUGAAACUCCGAUGAAACGUAAGAGAGGACGGCCUAGAAAAUACGGACAAGACGGUUCUGUUUCUUUGGCAUUGUCUUCUUCCUCUGUUUCAACCAUUAACAGCUCUAACAAACGCGGCCGUGGUCGACCUCCUGGCUCUGGCAAGAAACAGAGAUUGAGUUCCACCGGUGAGUUGAUGAUGCCUUCAUCUUCUGGAAUGAGCUUCACGCCACACGUGAUCUUGGUUUCUAUAGGAGAAGAUAUUGCAUCAAAGGUUAUAGCUUUCUCUCAACAAGGUCCAAGAGCGAUUUGCGUUCUAUCUGCUAGUGGAGCUGUCUCUACUGCAACGCUGCUUCAGUCAUCAUCACCUCCUGGAGCUAUUCAGUACGAGGGCCGGUUUGAGAUCUUAGCCUUAUCAAUAUCUUAUCUUGUCCCAACUGAUGGAAGUUUCCGGAAUAGAACUGGAAACUUAUCUGUUUCUCUUGCUAGCCCUGAUGGGCGUGUGAUUGGUGGUGCUAUUGGAGGACCUUUAAUAGCAGCUAGUCCUGUUCAGGUUAUUGUAGGGAGUUUUAUAUGGGCAGCUCCAAAGAUAAAGAACAAGAAACGAGGAGAAGAAGGUUCUGAAAAUGUCCAAGACACAAAUGAUCAUCAAGCUCUGGACAAUAAUAACAACACUGUUUCCCCUGUUCCUCAACAACACACACAAGGCCAAAACCUGAUAUGGUCAACAGGUUCAAGGCAAAUGGAUAUGCGCCAUGCUCAUGCUGAUAUUGAUCUAAUGCGCGGUUGAUGAUGUCACAGUGAAACCUGUGUGUAUAUAAAGCAUGGAAGCUAGGGAGAAGAAGAAGGAACAUAAGCUAACCUCUGAACAAACGUAUGUGGAAAUGUUAGGGAAACUGAAACUCUUGUGUGGUUUUCUUGAUUUUUAUGACUAUAGCAUUGCAGAGAAAUGUUCAGUCUCUAUGUCUGCUUGUAACAUUGAUUCUACUUCCUUGUAACAUCUUUGAUAUGAAUACAAAACAAGGGCCUCUUUGGUCAAGGUUUGUUACCA
Messenger RNA from Brassica napus (rape), 2363 nucleotides. RefSeq names its product AT-hook motif nuclear-localized protein 9-like. Gene Ontology annotation, molecular function: minor groove of adenine-thymine-rich DNA binding. The coding region runs from base 1053 to 2102 and encodes 349 amino acids. The record is from RefSeq and is a predicted model, not a curated record. The transcript is spliced from 5 exons. NCBI's taxonomy places the organism in Eukaryota, Viridiplantae, Streptophyta, Magnoliopsida, Brassicales, Brassicaceae.